AUGGUAAUCUGGCGACCGUCGGCCAAUAGAAACAGGUUUGCCUACUCUCUCGUCCACGAUCUUGACCAAGGAGACGAAGAGGAAGAGGAACGAAUGGAAAACAAAAAUUUUGAGACAGUAAAGAUGAGAUCAGUAAGUCGAGGCGAUGCAGGCACACCCCCUCCCAUCUCCUCCACCCAGGCUGAAGAUGACUUGAGGUGGGGUGGAAGAAAACCCUUCCUACAACUGCCAUGGACAAAUGACGUAUUCAUCCUGAGCACGGUCCAUACUAAGGGAGAUGCCCACCUGCUGGUCUACCAGAUCAAGGAAUCCUCGAGUACGUCUGACUACAGCAGCCCGUACGAGGCAAAAUUGACAAAGACACUCAAGAAAUUCACAGCCAAACCAGUCACGCAGUGGCAGUGA
This is a messenger RNA of Geodia barretti, 405 nucleotides long. Lineage: Eukaryota; Metazoa; Porifera; Demospongiae; Tetractinellida; Geodiidae. The record is from the annotation of a GenBank genome assembly.